UAUAAAUGCUCUUAGUUAUAAUUCAAACAAAAAAUUAUCUCUUUAUCUCGUUUCUAUCGAAAAUUCUAUGAUUUUUACACUAAUUUGGUUGCACAGACAAUAGCAUGCCGGACAAAAAUCAUUUUAAACAAAUGUCUUCAUUAACACUUCUGUUCGGCUAUUAAAUGAAAUUAGUUUCUUCAAUAUUUAUUGAUUUAUAAUACGACUACAUGUAUUUAAAUUAGUCAUCUUCUAAAUUAUUGAAAACUAAAACAGAGCUGGGCAAAUUUUAUUCCCAAAUAACAAACAAAUAUUUUAAACACUCAGAUCGAUUUUACUUACAGUUUCUGACAGCCUGAUGUUGAGGUACAAGAACCUAACAAGAUGACGUCUUCUUUUAUUUGCUGAUGUAAUUGUUGGGGAUGCUUCGCAGAAUGAGGCUGCAGCAGAUUUCCCUUCUGUUGCAGAUGAUCUACCUAGUAGCCUGGGCCAGUUUUGAAAAUACAGGUCUGUCCGAUAGAUUGGAAAAUGUGACACAAACUAUAUCUCGAAUUCUCGAUGGAUACGAUAUUCGAUUGAGACCAAAUUUUGGCGGAGAACCUCUGUUGGUUGGUAUGGAUCUUACGAUUGCAAGUUUCGAUGCAAUCUCUGAAGUGAAUAUGGAUUAUACGAUAACGAUGUACUUAAAUCAGUAUUGGACGGACGAAAGACUAGCAUUUUCCCAGGAUGAGGAGGUUCUUACUCUUAGUGGGGAUUUUGCGGAAAAAAUUUGGGUUCCAGAUACAUUUUUCGCCAACGACAAAAACAGUUUCUUGCACGACGUGACCGAGCGUAAUAAACUCGUCCGGUUGUCCGGAGACGGAUCUGUCACUUAUGGCAUGAGAUUUACGACGACCCUGGCCUGCAUGAUGGAUCUGCACUACUAUCCGCUCGAUUCGCAGAACUGCACCGUAGAGAUUGAAAGCUACGGAUACACGGUGCUGGACGUGGUGAUGUAUUGGAAAGAAACUCCAGUUCGUGGUGUCGAAGAAGCGGAACUGCCACAAUUUACGAUAAUUGGAUACGAAACAAACGACCGGAAAGAGAGGCUGGCUACCGGCAUAUAUCAGAGACUUUCGUUGAGCUUCAAGCUUCAAAGGAACAUCGGAUACUUCGUUUUUCAAACGUAUCUGCCUAGUAUCCUCAUCGUGAUGUUGAGCUGGGUCAGUUUCUGGAUCAAUCAUGAAGCAACCAGUGCCAGAGUUGCUCUCGGUAUAACGACAGUUCUCACAAUGACUACGAUAUCGACAGGUGUACGUAGCUCACUGCCACGUAUUAGCUACGUGAAAGCAAUUGACAUUUAUUUAGUAAUGUGUUUCGUUUUCGUAUUUGCGGCUUUAUUGGAGUAUGCAGCGGUUAACUACACUUAUUGGGGCGCCAGAGCCAAGAAAAAGACAAAAAAGAAGGAAAUCGAUGACAAGAAAGUCAUUUCUUCCAAGUCAGGAAUCAAAACGAGUUCCCCAUUUCCUGGUUCAACGGAAGCGGAUAUAAUAGAACUGCAAGACCUCCGAAUGUCACCUCUGCCAAGUAUAAGAAAUAGAUCGGGCCUAAUCAGCGGUAGUUCAACACCUGCAACCAUAAGAGAACACGAUCCUGCCAAGUUUCCCCCUAGUUUUCGCAUUUCCAGAGUCGCGGCUUAUAAUACACAUGGAAGAAACAUUGGUCUCAGAUACAGAGGACCCAAGCAGCACAAACCCAAGGUUUUACAUGCGAUACGAAGAGGAGCAUCCGUACUGCGAGUGUCGAUGCCGAAGAUCAAGGAUGUGAAUAUUAUCGAUAAAUAUUCAAGAAUCAUAUUUCCAGUUAGUUUUAUGCUAUUCAAUGCCAUUUAUUGGGUAUUCUACUUUCUCUGAAUCAAACCAUCGCUACUCUCUCGCUAUUUGUCGAGAGACAAAAGACAAAAUGGACCAAUUGAUAAUCAAGAAUUUGCAUGGAUAUAAAUAGAGAAUCGGUUCGAUUACGAAUUUGGACGGAGUUUCGCGGUCAAAUUCGAGUUCCGUUUGGGUCUUGCGCUGGAAUUGAAAUCGAAAUCUUCAUUCUCGACCGAAGGGAGCAGGUAUCGAAAGUAUUGAAUUGAAAGCUGCCAAUAUUUAUCGACGAGGAGAUAUUUUCGAAGAUAGUGACGAUUUAAUCUUGAAGUAUAACGAUAUUUUAGAAAAUACGUUCCUAAUUGAUAGCUCGUCAAUUCGAAUGAAUAAUCUGCCGCAAAUUCUUUGAAAAUGAUUAAAUCGACCGUAAGAAACAAAACUAUUUAACCAGUUGUUGCUGUUCGAACGAAUACAAAACAAAAUAUUCUUUUACAAUUAACAAACCGAAAUUAGCGAUUAUUUUGAAAUUACUAUUCUUUUUGUGCCAAUUAUUAUUGUCGAUAUUUGAUAGUAUUUACAAGUAUAAACGACGAAAGCUAUUAAAAAAGGAGAAAACAUUCGAAGAGAGCAUCCAAAAUUUAGAGACAUAUAUCACAGCUAGAGUAGUUUUCGAUUAAAAAUUCUAAUUAUCGUUACCGUAGGUAAUAAAUAGGAUUACUGUAACAUUUCGAUAUGGAUUAUUCUGCAAACUGCGUCACGAAUUUGUCUUUCAUUGAUACCUUGAACUUUGCGAACGAUUAGCUGUAGAUAGUGAUGGGAUUUCGAAGCGGUUCGUAUUGUUUCGAAUCUUAUUGUGUAUUGCGACACAGAUUCAAAGCUAUUCGAAUAAGACUUAAUGUUAAAGAUGUUGGAAGUUUUGAUUGAUUUGGAAGUCUUGUAAAUUCGGAAAAUAGUGAAAUUCUUGGUCCUUCUGAAAGUCUUGAGAAUAUCGAUAAGUGUCAGUUUCGAGCGUUGAGUUAAAGAACGUUUAACAUCUUGAGUACAUAUGUCAGGGAUGGGGAAUUACCGAUUAUCGAAAUUCUUAUAAAUUGUAAAACUUUCAAGAUGAUCAAGCUUUUUAAGACCCAAGAUUUUUCCGCCAUUUUAUAGAAACGAAGCGUUCCAAAUCCCAUCACUAGUUGUAGAUAAAGUUCACGGAAUGAAUCAAUUUUGUUUAAAUUUAAAUAUUUUAUAUUAUCUUGCGCCCCAAUCGAAACGGUAAAUUGUUAAAUGUACAUACAUAUAUGUAUAAUACAGCCAAAUAAUCGCCAAGUGUUCGUUUAUUAUGCGAAAAUACUUUGACUUGGUUACUUAAUUUAUUGUAAAGAAUUCUACGAAUGUUAGAGCGUCACAUUAUGUUUUUUUCAACGUUAAUUACAAAACCAUUGUCUUGAUUAGUUUCCAUACGUCUUGUACAAUGCAGUGAUAUUCUCGAUCAUAGAACGAAACAUAUAUCGUAGUAAUAAAAACGAAAGGAAAUAAAAUAAAACUGUAUUUUCGGUAUCGUUAGACCAAACUUAACAGAUGGUUCGAAUAUUAGAAUUAACGGAAAUCCAAGAGAAAGGAAUGUUAA
Colletes gigas is the source of this 3438-nucleotide messenger RNA. Its product is annotated as gamma-aminobutyric acid receptor subunit beta-like. The transcript is spliced from 9 exons. Gene Ontology annotation, molecular function: neurotransmitter receptor activity; extracellular ligand-gated monoatomic ion channel activity; GABA-A receptor activity. The record is from RefSeq and is a predicted model, not a curated record. Lineage: Eukaryota; Metazoa; Arthropoda; Insecta; Hymenoptera; Colletidae. Gene Ontology annotation, biological process: chemical synaptic transmission; signal transduction; monoatomic ion transmembrane transport. Gene Ontology annotation, cellular component: GABA-A receptor complex; synapse; membrane. The coding region runs from base 402 to 1871 and encodes 489 amino acids.